CCUGCCUUCAUCUUCAUGCUUGACACAUUGGUCGUCACUCCCACUUCAUGGAUUCGCUGUUGCGAAGUUUGUGGUAAGUUUAUAAAUGGCAAUGGCAAGGCAACAUCGCGGUAAAAUAAAAAAUCCCUAGUUCCUGAAUCGUGACAUUUUUGUAACUAGGACAAAAUAUUGGAAAAUCGCGUGCUUGUCGUUGACUUUUUGUUGCCGAAAUUACAUUUUAUAAAAUAAUUACUUAAAAAUACACAAGCAAUUGGUCUAAAAUGACAUCGGUUCUAAUUGCCCGAGCUCUAGCUCCAGCUAUCCAUAGGUCUUUGAAACAAUUAAUCCAAAAUGGGUCGAUUUACAAAUUUCACAAUUACGUUAAAGUGAUCCAGGUCGCCGCACCACAACGCCAGAGACGCCUGUACUCUGAAAAAAAGGUUUUUGAACGUACUAAGCCUCACUGCAAUGUAGGCACAAUAGGUCAUGUGGACCAUGGAAAAACGACCCUAACCGCUGCUAUCACCAAAGUCCUAUCAGAUCAUAAGUUGGCGAAACUACGGCAGUACAAAGAUAUUGAUAAUGCACCGGAAGAGAAGGCUAGAGGAAUAACCAUUAAUGUAGCUCAUAUUGAGUAUCAGACAGAGAAUAGGCAUUAUGGUCACACAGAUUGUCCAGGGCAUGCUGAUUACAUCAAGAACAUGAUCACUGGAGCAGCACAGAUGGAUGGAGCCAUAUUAGUAGUAGCAGCCACAGAUGGUGUGAUGCCCCAAACCCGUGAGCACUUACUGCUUGCCAAACAAAUUGGUGUGAAACACGUUGUGGUAUUUAUCAACAAAGUUGAUGCAGCUGACAAAGAAAUGGUAGAGCUGGUUGAGAUGGAAAUCCGUGAACUGCUCACUGAAAUGGGCUUUGAUGGUGAUAACAUCCCAAUUGUUCCUGGUUCUGCACUGUGCGCCCUAGAGGGCAAAAACCCUGAAAUAGGAUCCGAUGCCAUCAUAAAACUACUGAAAGAAGUAGAUAGCUACAUUCCCACACCAGUUAGGGAAUUAGACAAGCCAUUUUUACUACCAGUGGAACACACAUACUCUAUUGCUGGUAGAGGUACAGUAGUUACUGGAAGACUGGAGAGAGGUGUGUUAAAGAAGGGUGCAGAAUGCGAGUUUGUUGGAUAUAACAAAACUUUGAAGAGCACAGUUACUGGUGUGGAGAUGUUCCAUCAGAUUUUGGAUGAGGCACAGGCAGGUGAUCAGAUAGGAGCACUUGUAAGGGGCCUUAAGAGGGAUGAUGUUAAGAGAGGUAUGAUAAUGGCAAAACCAGGUACAGUGAAAAGUCAUGACCACAUAGAGACCCAAGUGUACAUCCUUAGCAAAGAAGAGGGAGGUCGGCCAAAACCAUUCACUUCCUUUAUUCAAUUGCAAAUGUUCUGCAGGACCUGGGAUUGCCCUGUUCAAGUGGUCAUUCCAGAUAAGGAGAUGGUUAUGCCUGGAGAAGAUGCUAGGUUGAUUUUGAAAAUGUUGAGACCAAUGGUACUAGAAGAAGGUCAACGAUUCACACUCAGAGAUGGCGCACAGACACUUGGUACUGGUGUUGUUUCUAAGACAUUACCAAUGCUGUCUGAACAGGACAGGAUAGAUUUGACUGAAGGAAAGAAAGCUAGAGAAAAGAAGGCUGCAGCGAAGUAAAUUUAGGAAUAGGAUUUAUUCACUUAUUCAGUUAUAAUUUUCGGCUAUUCUCUAAGUUCCAUACUAAAAAUGUGUUAUACACCUAUGCAUUCAUCAAGCUGUAAAAUCAAUAGGCAUUACCAUGUUUAGCAGUUCUUUGGUUGCAAAAAUUAUGAUCUAUAAUAAAGGCAAAAUAUUCAACAACUUUGUUUUGAUCAUUUGACCGCAUGGUUUAGUUUAUUUGAAACAUGAUAAAAUUGAUAAAGUGUAAUUAGUAGGUUAAUAUAUUGUAUACUGUUAAGGAUAGUUAUGUCGAUUUUAUUGCAUUUUGUUUUAAUAAAAUGAUUUCUACUGAA
Messenger RNA from Acanthoscelides obtectus, 1999 nucleotides. Lineage: Eukaryota; Metazoa; Arthropoda; Insecta; Coleoptera; Chrysomelidae. The record is from the annotation of a GenBank genome assembly.